Messenger RNA from Sinocyclocheilus anshuiensis, 2878 nucleotides. RefSeq names its product semaphorin-6B-like. Gene Ontology annotation, biological process: neural crest cell migration; semaphorin-plexin signaling pathway; positive regulation of cell migration. The record is from RefSeq and is a predicted model, not a curated record. Gene Ontology annotation, cellular component: plasma membrane. Lineage: Eukaryota; Metazoa; Chordata; Actinopteri; Cypriniformes; Cyprinidae. Bases 128 to 2878 code for a protein of 916 amino acids. Gene Ontology annotation, molecular function: chemorepellent activity; semaphorin receptor binding. The transcript is spliced from 19 exons.
AUCGCUUUGGAUGGGAGGCAGGUGAAAUUAUCAGCUUUGUCCCGCAUCCUGCGCCAGGAAGGAACGCAUCACCUUGAGGAUUUAAACGCACCGACACCCAACUUACCAGCUCUGGUGUGUCGCUGCCAUGGCGACCCUGACCCCCUGCUUCUUACGGAUCUUUGCUGUCCUCCAAUUGGCUGUCUGCUCGUUUCCAGAGGAACCUGGCCCUUUAAUCUCUGCCCCUGCUGAGGUGGUGAGACGAUACCCAGUGUUUGUGGGCCGAGCGCAUCGCUCUUACACCCGUCAGGAGCCACUCUACAUUCAGACCGUCCUGAAAGUCAACCGUACCCUCUACAUCGGAGCCAGAGAUGACCUUUAUCGAGUGGAACUGGACCAUGUAUCUGGAGAUGAAAUGUUCUACAGCAAGAAAAGGACGUGGGAAUCCAAUAAGAAUGACAUCCGCAUCUGUAGAAUGAAGGGCAAACACGAGGAGGAGUGUCGUAAUUAUAUUAAGGUGUUGUUGAGCCAUGAUGGAGGGCUGUUUGUGUGCGGGACAAAUGCUUUUAACCCGCUGUGUGCCAAUUACACGAGAGACACUCUGGAAUUGGUCGGCGAGCCCAUCAGUGGAAUGGCCCGAUGUCCUUACGAUCCCAAACACGCUAACGUGGCUCUGUUUGCAGAGGGCAGCUUGUUCACGGGAACAGUGACUGACUUCCUGGCCAUCGACGCUGUCAUUUACCGCAGUUUGGGAGAGAGUCCGGCUCUGCGAACGAUCAAGCAUGAUUCCAAAUGGUUCAGAGAGCCUUAUUUUGUGAGCGCCGUGGAAUGGGGGCCUCAUAUCUACUUCUUCUUCAGGGAGAUGGCCAUGGAGUUCAACUACCUGGAGAAGGUGAUGGUGUCCCGCGUGGCACGUGUGUGUAAAGGUGAUUUGGGCGGCUCUCAGCGUGUGUUGGAGCGCCAGUGGACGUCGUUUCUGAAAGCACGUCUGAACUGCUCGAUCCCGGGAGACUCACACUUCUACUUCAACCUGCUGCAGUCCACCAGCCCCAUCAUACGCAUGCAGGGCAGGGACGUCAUCCUGGGGGUCUUCUCAACACCCUCCAACAGCAUCCCCGGCUCGGCAGUGUGUGCGUUUGACAUGCAGCAGCUGGCACGUGUGUUUGAGGGCAGAUUCAAGGAGCAGAAAUCACCAGAAUCCAUAUGGACACCUGUACCUGAUGAACUGGUACCAAAACCCAGGCCUGGAGGAUGUGCUGUCCAGGGGUCGAGAUUCAGCUCCUCCAACACCCUUCCUAAUGAAGUGCUGAAUUUCAUCAAAACUCAUCCUCUGAUGGAUGAAGCGGUACCUUUGCUUGGACACAGACCGUGGAUAGUCAAGACUAUGGUCCGGUACCAGUUGAACACUAUGGUGGUAGACACUGAGGCAGGCCCACACCGCAAUCGGACUGUGGUGUUCCUCGGAUCCACCAGAGGAACCGUUCUCAAGUUCCUCAUCACACCCAGCCCGGAGAACCCAUACUCCAACACCAAUACCUUUCUGGAAGAGAUGGAGGGAUACAACCCAGAAAGGUGCGGUGAUGACUCUGUGCAGGCGAGGCAGCCUCUCUCUCUGACCCUGGACAAACCCAGUCACACGCUCCUGCUGGCCUUCCACUCCUGCGUGGUGAGAGUGUCUGUCGCACGCUGCCAACUGCACUCCAGAUGCAUGAAAAACUGCAUUGCGUCCAGAGAUCCAUACUGCGGCUGGACCAGAGGAAGUACCUGCUCACUCCUGAGACCAGGCACCAGAUUACCUUUCGUGCAGGAUGUUGAAUAUGGAAACACCUCACAUCUUGGAGACUGCGACGGUCUGUUGCGUGAGAGUUUUAUGGAUGAGCCUGAAAGUCUUGUUACUUUGAACCUGCUGGUUGUUGCUGCAGUCUCCGCAUUCUCCACCGGGGCAGCGCUCUCAGGCCUGGCAGUGUGCUGGAUCAUGGGCCAAAAACACCGUCACCGUUCGCACAGCAACACUCCUUCGUCCAGUAGUCAGCGGAAGAGUGAGAAGGAGCGUUGCAUGAUGGGACAAAGCAGGAGUGGCUCCGUGAUGAGUGUAUCCCGGCACAGCGGCACGGACCGGCCACGCUCGCAGGGAGAGACACUCUUCGUUAUGCCCAAUGGUUGGGUCAAAGCAGGCGACUUGGAUCCAGGUCUACUUCCUACACCCGAGCAAACUCCCCUGCAGCAGAAACGUGGGCUACGCCUGUCCGAUUCCGGAUCCAGCUGGGACCAGAGUCAGACCUUCUUGAGCUCGGUGGGUACCCAGUGUCCACCUCCACCGUCCACAUUGUUUCUCAGCUCUAAACUCCUGCAAGGAACCGGUCGACGUCACGAGGAAGCCAUUGAGACCGGGAUCGACCGCCAACGCUAUGUCUCUCUGUCCAAGUACCGGGAUCAGGGAAUACGCCCAGGCACUCUUCUUCGCAAGUCGGCAGGCGAAUACAACUACCCCAUGACUCCCCAAGACUCCCCUGACCGGCGGAGAGUGGUGUCGGCCCCCAGUACCCAAAUAGAGUACAGCGGAGAGCCUCUUCGCUGGACCCACGAAGGCUACAUCUUCAGCAGUCACGGCAUACCUCCAACGGGCCACCACUACACCCCGGCCUCACAGCAUCCUGCAGGACUGACACAUUCUGUGCUCCACGGGUCCCGGGGGCUCAUCGACCUGGCGGACUUCAGCCACCUGCUGGGCGGGGCCCCGUCUCAUAGUUUGCUGUGCAAGAUUAGCACUCUAUGCCGUUUCAUCUUUUGUUUCUCCUGGAUUCUGAAGGAGAGCAAACAGGAAUGGAAACCCGGAGAAGAGGAAUCACAAUGCGAGAACUACAAGGACUACAAAGUCAAGAGAUGUCAUGUGACUUGA